AUCAGUGUUUCAGCUCCUCAACCUCAACAGUGGUGGUCGUCGUCUCUUUUGGAUCUGAUGGCUUUCCGUACUCAAGGCUGUUUAUUUCUGUCCUAUUCCGCUACUUCUACAUUUCACUCUGUGAUAAAAGCUUUACUCUUGAAUUAUCUGCGCUACUUUAACAGCGUCCUUCAGCUGUUGUAUUUCAGAGAUCAUUCAAUGUGCACAACAUGAACGAAGAUCCUGAGCACUUGUUUCCAGCAGACGAUGGUUUAUUCGAGGAGACGUUCAGCGCAGACAGCACAUACCGAGUUUCAGGACAGAACAUCAGAAUUCAUCAGUAUUACUGCGCAAACCUCGGCGUAGCGGCUUCAGUGUGGGACUCCGCUCUCCAUUUAUGUCAGUUCUUUGAGAAGGUGUCUCUGGAUCUCAGUGGGAUGAGGGUAAUAGAGUUGGGAGGAGGAACGGGUCUUGUUGGCAUAGUGGCUGCACGAUUAGGAGCCCAUGUGACCAUCACAGACUUACCUUUUGCCCUUUCUCAAAUAGAGAGGAAUGUAGACGCUAACGCCCCUCUCUCAGGGUGGCCCUCAGAUGCCCCCGCUGUAUUACCGCUUUCAUGGGGACACGACCAGAACAGAUUCUCUUCCAGCUGGGACUUCGUGCUGGGCGCUGAUAUCAUCUACCUGCCCGAAACGUUCCCUCUCCUUUUGGACACACUGGUUCAUUUGAGUAAGGAUGGUGCUGUUGUCUACCUUGCAUCAACAAUGCGCAGAGAGCACGGCACUCAGGACUUCUACGACAGUGUGUUACCGCAGAUGUUCAAGGUGGAGCUCGUGCAACGAGAUCCUGAGAGCAAUAUCAACAUUUAUAAAGCCACUUUGAGAUGAGCCAAACAUCCUUCCAUCUAUCCAUCCUCCAAACUGCGUUUCCCAUGUAUGUUUUCAGGGAUAUUGGAGCCGUUCUCAAUGUCUUUGGCCAUAAACCGGGAAACACCCUGAAUGGAUGGCCAGUCCGUCAGACAUAUUAAUGAAUUUUAUAUCUGGAGCUGAGUGGUUUGAAUAUAUACUUUAUGUAUGAAUUUAUUUAUAAAUAAAAAUUAUAGACAUAUUGUACACUUCAGUAAAAUUGAUGUUUUCCAUUAAAUUCAUACAUUCUUGUAA
Messenger RNA from Megalobrama amblycephala (Wuchang bream), 1139 nucleotides. Its product is annotated as EEF1A lysine methyltransferase 3-like. The transcript is spliced from 3 exons. Gene Ontology annotation, molecular function: protein-lysine N-methyltransferase activity. Lineage: Eukaryota; Metazoa; Chordata; Actinopteri; Cypriniformes; Xenocyprididae. The record is from RefSeq and is a predicted model, not a curated record. Gene Ontology annotation, biological process: peptidyl-lysine methylation. The coding region runs from base 210 to 866 and encodes 218 amino acids. Gene Ontology annotation, cellular component: cytosol; cytoplasm.